Molecule: messenger RNA, 1830 nt
Organism: Ixodes scapularis (black-legged tick)
Lineage: Eukaryota; Metazoa; Arthropoda; Arachnida; Ixodida; Ixodidae
Gene: P5cr-2
Product: pyrroline-5-carboxylate reductase 1, mitochondrial
Exons: 6
Coding region: 70-903 (277 amino acids)
Biological process (GO): L-proline biosynthetic process
Molecular function (GO): pyrroline-5-carboxylate reductase activity
Source: RefSeq, a predicted model, not a curated record
UCCGCUAAAUGCUGGUCUGCCAGUCUGACAAAAAUCAGUCGCGAAACUAAUUAACACAACGGCAAGAAAAUGAUUGUUGGUUUUCUUGGUGCCGGCCGCAUUGCGCAGGCCAUGGCCAGAGGGUUCAUCGAAUCAGGUGUCUUUAAUGCCAGUAAAAUUAUGGCCAGCUGUCCUGUAGCAGACAAGCAUCUUCUAGAUGAAAUCAAGGGCCUGGGAUGCCAGACAACUCACGAGAACAAAGCCUUGGUAGAUGGUUCAGACAUUGUCAUCUUGGCCUUGAAGCCCGGAGUGGUUCCGAGCGUUCUGCAAGAAGUCUCCACGGGAGUUCAAAGCCGACACCUGGUUGUCUCUCUCGCCAUGGGAGUGACCAUCGGUGAAAUCGAAGGGAAACUUCCCAAGAGGUCACGGGUGAUCAGGGUCAUGCCCAACACGCCCUGCCUCGUCCGCGAGGGUGCCAGCGUCUUCGCCCGAGGCUCAACAGCCACGCAGUCAGACGGCGAGGAGGUCCGUCGUCUGCUCACAAGUGUGGGGCUUUGCGAGGAAGUUCCUGAAGCCAUGAUGGACGCCGUCACUGGACUCAGCGGCAGUGGACCAGCUUACGUGUACCUGGCGAUUGAGUCACUAGCUGACGGAGCUGUGAGGCAGGGCAUACCCAGAGACCUGUCUUAUCGACUGGCUGCACAAACAGUGCUGGGAGCCGCAAAGAUGGUACUUGCAACGGGAAGGCAUCCUGGGGCCCUGAAAGACGACGUGUGCUCGCCCGCCGGCACCACGGCCGAAGGCAUCUGCCAACUCGAGAGGAGUGGAUUUCGUUCGGCGCUCAUCGAAGCUGUUUCAGUGGCCACAGCAAAGGCGCGCCAAACCGGGACACUGAGGGAGGUCCAGAGAGCUGCCCACGAGUGAUGUGGCCAGUUUCAAGCAUUGCCACGAUGCAUUCCUUGCCAGCCGAAAACACUUCGGUGCUUUUAUCCUUAUCAGCUAGGGGUCAGUCAUGUCUCUUUAAUGUGGGCUUCCUUACAAGCGGAAAAUACUUUGGUGCUUCUAUCCUCGUCAGGGUCAUAGAUGUCUCGUUAAUAUAAAUCAGGGGUGGCCAAGCUGCGUCUCUUCGCGUGUUAAAGUGCUGCUCGCGGCUCCCUCACUACCCUGCCUCCCUCUCGGUCACACGAGCACUUCCCCAAAAAAAGAAAUAGAACGCAUUUCAAAUCAAGACAGGUUGCGGUUUGGUAGUCUUGUGCUGCUGCUACCUUGCAUACAGUUGGACUGCUUUUGACUAGGACUGAAAUAGUUUGAGUUUUGUGUAUUGCUCUAAACAAAAAUUUGCCCCCCCCCCCCCCCCCCCCACACACACACACACACACAUGCGGCUCUUGGAAGUUUCGUGGUUUUGUUUGCGGCUCUUAGGCCAGGUUAGCCUGGCCACCCCCGAUAUAAAUUACUAGCUUUCCCUCCCCUUCCCUCCCCCCCCCCCCCAAAAAAAAUACAUGUGCGUACCCAUUCUGUUUCCAAAAAUCUUUUUAUUACAUUUUAUAUAUAAUAUAAAAUUAUAUUUUAUAUUAUUAUUAAAGGGGUUCAUAUUCACCACACAAUACUGUAUCAUAAAUGAUGGCUGUUGCAACGAUGAAAUAAAAGACGACGAUAUGCGUCGCGUCGACUUUGGGGCAGCUCUAGUCCUGCAUGGUAUAUAGCAGAUAUACAAUAUCAAAAUAAGAAUUUGUGUGUCUAUUUUAAGUUUCAACCUUGUGGUGCCCUGGACUGGUUGAUCCAUCCCCCCAGUCACCAAUGGCUACAUAUUUUCGUGCAAUAAAGUGUUUAAAAAUAUUACUGGUGGCU